GAUUGGUUGAGGGUGUGUGUGUGCGCGUAUCUGUGUGUGGCUGCAGGGUAUAUAAAGGUAUGAGCUGACACCGGCGUGGCCUCUAUGAGCUAAACAUCACGGUUGGAAUUUAAAGGGGGUCUCUCAGUUUCGGGGGUUUUCGGACGUCCAGCUGGUCUCAGGAGCGGACUGAACGCGCACGAGUGUGGAGCUCAACAUGGUGCAGCUGUCUCCAUCCCCUACCCUGGAUUUCACCACUCCACCUGAGUGCUCAGAGGAAGGACAGGACGAGCUGGUGAUGGCCGGUAGCCCUAAAGUGGGCUCGCCCGGUGGUCUGAGUGCUCUGCAGCUCAGCCUGGAGGCCUCCACAGCCUACCAGGGCUACGACACCUACAUAGAGGACGGGCUCAUCUGCCUUAAACACAAAGUCCGCAACUUGGAGAAAAAGAAGCUGAAACUUGAAGACUACAAGAAGAGGCUGAAGCAGGGCGAGGCACUGAACAAAGAUCAGAUUGCUGCUGUGGAGAAGUACGACGAGGUGCUGCAUAACCUGGCAUUCGCACAGGAGCUGCACAAAACUCUGGAUGGCUUGACUCAGAAUUUGCUGAGAGACCAGAAGAGGUUGGCGAAGAAGGAGCAGGUGGCAAAGGCGGAGACGGAGAGGAGACGUCUGAGCACUGUGCUCCAGGUUCAGCACCUCCUCCACAGCCUGCAGCAGGAGCACGUCAGGACAGACCUGCUGACCGGAAACAACCAGGCACCUCACAUCUCAGCCCAGCAGCUGCACAGCCUGAGUCAGCUCGCCACCCUGCUGGGAGUCAGGAGGGAUACCCGACUCAGUUUAGAUGAGCAGAUGGAACAAGCAGCUGUGGCUUACCUGGAUCUGUUGGAGGGGACCGACAAGCCAGUGGCUGGAUCCACAUUCAAGCUGUUGAAAGAGGAGCUCACCAGGAUGUUGAGCUACAAGUACUUCAGUUGUCUUCCACCUCCACCCAACAAGUCUCCAGAGGUGUUACUGAGCUCAGCCCACAGCACCACAUCACAGUCAAAAUCAAGUGAAAUUUCGAAGGAGUUUUUCAACAGACUGUACCUGACUGACAUGGCGACUCCUCCCAUUCAGAACUGGAAGGAGGACUUCCAGGCCAUGAGGGAGCGGGAGCCCCCUGACUGCUGGGAUAUGGAGUUCACAGAUGGCGUCGCCUCGCCCAAAGCUGCAGUCCAUAAACCGUGGAGAAGAGCUGCAACUUUCAUCCCCAAAGUGCCAGUCACCACCAAGAAACAAUCUGCUGGCUGCAAACAGAGAAAAGAGAGGAGAGCCAAAGGAGAACAACAUGCUAAGUUGGCAGUUCAUAUGGAUAUGCCUGUGGAGGUUUUCAACACUCCAUCUGCCUUACCCAAAGACCCUGUCCUGAGGAAGCAGCACCUAGAGGACCUGAUGACAAAGAUCCAUGGCUCCUUCAGUUUCAUGCAGGAGUCUCUUCUGGAUGGAGAGAGCUCCCCCACUAAUGGCCACCCGAGACUGAAGAGACGACCGUCUGGAUCUCCAUCUCCUCUGGCUCACACAGACUUGAGAAGCCCAGGUGAUGUCCUACCCAAAACAAUGCAUUCCACCCCACUGCCUAGCAGGCUUAUGGAGCGCAAAGCCAGUCUAACAAAUGGGGAUCCGUGCCUGGAGACCUGUGACCUUGAGCUUUCCCCAAAGGACCUACCUCAUGAGCCGCUGCAGCUGGCUGAAAUAAAGAAGUUCCCUUCACCACCACUGUACUGCAGGGAGUCAACCAUCUCUGUCAGUCUAGAGGACAAGAGCCGUCCUCGUACACCAGUAACUGAGUCAGGGGAGCAGUCCCCCUGUAAUGGGGUGGCAUCUUGCACCUCCACCCCUCCUCAGGGACAAUCUUUCUCUACACCUCCCACUAGACGAACUCUGACAUCUGCACAGUUUCAGAACAUCCAGUCAGUCUUCAAGGUGAAUACCUCCUUACCUCAGAAUGGGGAGCUAAACUACAAACCAGAUUCUGCAGUUUUCUCUGAGCCAAGGUACAGCACUGCCAGUACCCAAACACCACCUGAGUUUGCUCCCUCAGAAGACGAAUCACAGUCAGUGUACCAGUCAGAUUAUACAGCGGGUAAUGGUGGACAGAUCUUCCUGUCCCCAGGCCAAUCAGGUGGAAGUGCAAGUCGACCAGGCCAGUCGUACUACACCAGAGGAUCUGUGAGAGGUAUGGCACGUGGAGGCAAAGGACUGGCACAAACCUUUCGCUCUUCUGGUUGGCAUCGAGGAGGAUCCUACAUCCCCCAGGCUCAUUUCAGGGAUUCUGGGCCUCUUCUCUAUGCUACCAGAGACUCUGGAUACCAACACAGCUACAGACGUGGAGGAGGGAGGCAUAACUCUGCAGCAUGGAGUGACUCUUCCCAGGUGAGCAGUCCAGACCGGGAAGGAGCCUUUACGAUUGUUGACUCGGGUCACGGAGAUUCCCUGUCCGUUUCUACCUUGGAAGUCCCUCUUACUCCACACGGCCACCAUCACACCACCCUGCUUCCCAUGCAACUCUACCCGCUCUCCCAGCCUCUGCGAGUGGCCUUCACCGCCUCUCGCACUGCCAACUUUGCCCCAGGGAACCUGGACCAGCCCAUCGUAUUUGACCAGCUUCACAGUAACCUGGGGGAGAUGUAUGACACCCACAUCGGUCGCUUCACCUGCCCCAUAAAUGGAACCUACGUCUUCAUCUUCCACAUCCUGAAGCUUGCCAUCAAUGUGCCGCUCUACAUUAAUCUCAUGCGCAACGAGGAGGUAAUGGUGUCAGCGUAUGCUAACGAUGGAGCCCCAGAUCAUGAGACGGCAAGCAACCACGCCAUCCUGCCUCUUUUCCAAGGAGACCAGGUGUGGCUCCGGUUGCAUCGUGGUGCCAUAUAUGGCAGCACCUGGAAGUACAGCACGUUCUCUGGCUUCCUACUGUAUCAGGAUUGAACAGACAGCCCUCUUCUCUCAGUGUGUGGACUGUUUGCUUUGUACUAAAUGGUGAUUAAACUGACAUUUCAGUUUUGUGGUCAGGCUGCAUGCCAGUGCCCUUUUUUCACCAGAAAGCCCAUUCAUAACAUAAGUUUUGGCAGCCAGCUGGUACAUGUAUGAUCUGUACUCGCAGCCAUUAUCUACAUUUGAAAUGGGGAUUGUGACUGCUUGACUUACAACUAAAUGUAAAUUGUCAUUUCCUCAUGAAUGUGUGGUUCAUGAUGCAUCAUAUGGGUGGGUCAUAGGUCCUCCCUGUGACCAUGAUACCAGUACACCUGGGCCUAACAUGUCAUCUUGCUGUAAAUCAUAAUGUAGCACUUCACCUGCUCAGCCCACAGCUCACUGAUUUCAGUGAGAACUCUAAUGCAAUGUUAUAAAUUUGUGCCUUUGUUUUCUGAAUGGCUUUGGGUGACUGACCAGAUGUUAAACGGCUAAUGAACUGAAUGACUUGCUGACUUAUCGGAUGAAUUAUAACUGACUCUACUAUCAGCACAUUGCUUAGGCUCCAAUGCAUUCAGUCUCACCUUGCUGUGUGUAUGAAUGAAGCUGAGGAAGGAAAGAUUGUAUUCUUGGUGAUGGGUAUGGUGUUGAACACUUGAGGCCAAAACUGUUGCACUAACAGACUACUGUGGAGAGAAGGAAGUGGUCCCUUGAUGUGCCUAAAUAAAAGAUGAGCAGUGA
Molecule: messenger RNA, 3670 nt
Organism: Larimichthys crocea (large yellow croaker)
Lineage: Eukaryota; Metazoa; Chordata; Actinopteri; Sciaenidae
Gene: caprin2
Product: caprin family member 2
Exons: 21
Coding region: 197-2947 (916 amino acids)
Biological process (GO): positive regulation of canonical Wnt signaling pathway
Cellular component (GO): cytoplasm
Molecular function (GO): signaling receptor binding
Source: RefSeq, a predicted model, not a curated record